GCCGGAGCCGCGCUCCCGCGUCCCGCAACUUCCCCCGGAGCCCGGCGGAGCGCGGCAUGCGGGGCAGGGGCUGCAGGCGGCGGCGGGGCCGGCAUCGCGCUCCCCGGACAUGAAGCGGCCAUCGGAAGCUCCAGCAACAAGUGCAAAGCUAAGUGCACAAGUCAUCUGUGGCAAGGAGCACUGGGAGACAUCUGAAAGACAGUGACAAUGUCUUUAAACUGGUGGACACUUCCUACUCGACUUGGAGUUGUUAGAGCGAGCUGCAGAGGACUCGCAUGCCUCUUGGUGUUCACCGUGAGUGUUUGUGGCAGUGCCCCAGGGAUGUGUCCAGCAGCCUGCAUCUGUGCCAGUGAUAUCAUCAGCUGCACUAAUAAGAACCUCACUCGAGUGCCAGGAAAUCUUUAUAAAUGUAUGAAAAGGCUGGAUCUGAGUUAUAACAGAAUUGGGAUUUUGGAGCCUGAAUGGGUCCCAGUGCUGUCUGAGAAACUGAACACUUUAAUAGUCAAUCAUAAUAGCAUUAGCAGCAUUAGCACUGGAAGCUUUUCCACAACUCCAAAUCUGAAGUAUCUGGACUUGUCAUCCAACAGCCUGAAAACGCUGGGCAGCCCUGUGUUUCAGGAGCUAAAGGAGUUGGAGGUUCUCCUGCUGUACAACAAUCAAAUAACACAGAUCGAGUCCUUAGCCUUUGGAGGAUUGUACAAAUUACAGAAACUGUACCUAAGCUACAACUUGGUCUCGCAUUUCCCACUGGACUUAUAUGUUGGAAAACAUAAACUGACAGACCUUGUGUUGCUGGACAUUUCCUUUAAUCACAUCCAGACGAUGCCUGUUCAGCGCCUGAGUUCAGUGCCAGCCAAACAACUUAGUGGAAUUUAUCUUCAUGGCAACCCAUUCUAUUGUGACUGUGUCCUGUACUCCAUGCUAGUCUUCUGGUAUCAAAGGCAUUUCAGCUCAGUCGUGGACUUCAAAAAUGAGUACAGCUGUUUGUUGCAGUCAGACCCAAGAGAUCAUAAUACACUGCCUUUACUGCACGACAGCAGUAUGAAUUGCUCUGAAAGUACCGUCAACAGCUCUUUCCAAGCCUUUGGGUUUAUUCAUGAUGCCCAGGUUGGUGACAGGCUGGUUGUACACUGUGACAGCAGAAUCAGCGAUAUGGGCACACAGUUUGUAUGGGUUAGUCCAGACAAUAGAUUGCUGGAGCCAGACAGGGACACCGAUAACUUCAAGGUGUUUCCUAAUGGCAGCCUGGAGAUAACAGAUGCCCAGCUAGAGAACUCAGGGCUGUAUUCCUGCAUUGCAAUAAAUAAGAAAAGACUAUUAAAUGAAACCGUAGAGGUCAGAAUAAAUGUUAGCAAUUUCACAGCGAACAGGUCCCACGCUCAUGAAGCAUUUAAUACAGCUUUUACCACCCUUGCUGCCUGUGUGGCCAGUAUUAUUUUAGUGCUGCUGUAUCUCUACCUGACCCCCUGCCCGUGUCAAUGUAAGGCAAAAAAGAGGAAGAGGAAGCUGAACCAAAGCAGUGCCCACCCGUCCAUACUGAAUUCCGCACUGCCGCAGGAGCUGCCAGCCGACGAGAAAAAGGCCAGCACUGGUAAACGGGUGGUUUUCCUGGAACCAGUGCACGAACCAAAACAGAGUCAGAAUGGGAAAGUAAAACUGUUCCCCAAUGACAGUGUCAUUACAGAGAGCAUUUUAAAAACUACUCGAACAAAAUCCGACUCUGACUCUGUCAACUCUGUGUUCUCAGAUACACCUUUCAUGCCGCCAGCUUAGUUUGCUGCCUGUGUUUGUAUCGUGCAGUUCCAUUUCUGAAUACCUCCUUUGCCUGUAGCAAACCAUCAGGACAAACAAAUAAAAAGAGAUUAAAUGUUUUAAAAAAAGGUAUGUUUUGUCAGUCCUUGAACUGCGUCUCCUCUCUUUAUGGGCCAUGCAGCAGGGAUAGCUCGGUCGGGAAAAGCAAACAGCUUGUCAUUACUGUGAAUGGUUUUAAUGCAAGCUCAGCCUCAGUUUUACUCUCUGGUCCAUACACAGCAAUUUCUCAUGCAUGUUUAGAGACACUUCCAGUGCAUCCAGCUGACUCUGCAGAGGCAGAGGCUGAUCCCUAUGCAACACCCAGUCAUGCUGAUAACUCAGCUCUUCUGAAGUGUGCACAGAAACAGCUUAUGGCUAAGGAGAAAAAUGUCCAGACUUCCUGCUAUUCCUUUCAUAGCCUCAUAAAAUCUUUACAUAAAAUCACUACAGGAAAAAUGUCAUGAUUUUUCUUGGACUGCUUGGCACAAAAGGAUUGAAUUUGCCGCCAGAACACCUAGCAGCACUGGGUAAAUGUUUGUGGCUUUCAGCUGAUAACGUAUUUGCAAAUAAUUGCUUGAAAACAUUAAAUGAGGGGCAUCGUAAUAAUUUUAUUCAAAACAUAGUCAUGAGAUUACUUGGGAAAUGUGUUUGUAUUUGUUUAUAAAUGUUUAAUGUAAUGAAAACAGGUAAAAGUUAAUAUGCUACCUUUGCAGUUGCCUCAGUCAAAAAAUGAAAGUUGUCAGGCAUGAGGACAUACAAAUCAGCAGUAACUUUUUAACCUGUGAUAACUGGAUUAAUUAUAACCAAUUGUCUUAACCUUUGCUGCUCACUGUAUGCUUGGCAUCACAUGUGGUAAACAAAUCUGCCACCAUCAUCAGGGCUUCUGCUUCAUCUUAGGGGUGAGUGACUUCUCUUC
Molecule: messenger RNA, 2707 nt
Organism: Melozone crissalis (California towhee)
Lineage: Eukaryota; Metazoa; Chordata; Aves; Passeriformes; Passerellidae
Gene: AMIGO2
Product: adhesion molecule with Ig like domain 2
Exons: 2
Coding region: 208-1773 (521 amino acids)
Biological process (GO): brain development
Molecular function (GO): protein binding
Source: RefSeq, a predicted model, not a curated record